CCUCUUAGUACUCCGUUACUCUCCCCAUAAAAGGAGUAAGGACCCGGAGUCCCUGGUAUUACUCAUACCGUACCUUCUUUGCCUGCUGAUCAUCCGGCAAUCAACUUUGUGGCCGCCUGACUUGACAUUCCAUCCGCGACUGCUAUUAUUAUUCGUACUAUUAGUCCUGACGGGCUUUGCUCCUUACUUUCCCCCCUCCUCUUUCUCUCUCUUCUCCUUUCAUCAAAGCUGUCCUCUCUCUCUCUCUCCUCUCCAGAAACAAAGCACAGUCAAGGAUUACAAUCGGUUCAUCUUGUCGAUAUUCUCCUUCGUUCCUGAACUCUACGGUUCCGACGGUCGCGUGCCUCUAAAGACUAUCUGAACUAGCGCGUCGCAUCGCAUCUACCCUGACGUAUCAUAUCAUUGCUGCAUCUCAGUUUCUGCGGUCAGUCUUUAGCCAGUGUGCGGUAAGUUGCAGCCUCCCUCUCCCCUAUUUUCAAAAGUUCCCUCAGGGUUCUUUGUUUCCAAAACAUUGUUGGUUCUUUGCUUGUCCAUGGUUCUGUCUGUACAUACAUAAGCACAACCACUCUUUAGGUACCCAGUCACCAUCCCUCCCACACUUCAGGUCGUGCCUUCCGGUUGGUGGAUUGCUCUUCUGACUCAUGUGAUUACAGAUUAGCCACCACAACUACUAAAUAAUAAUACUUCUUCUUUCUCACCAUCAUGGCUGCUCAGACGACCACCUCUAGCAUUGCAAUGGCGCUUGCUGGCAAGACAGCCUCUGUGGAUAUCCCCAAACCUCGUUCUGCUUUCACUUCUGGUGGCCGCGAUUCCUCCCGUUCAGGUCAUACCAUGCUACCGACUCCCCCUAACUCUAUCUCCCCAACGCUUCCACCCCAGGCCUUCAAGGGCCAGGACGUGAGGCAUCCCGCAUCUCCUCCUUUUGCCACAUCUCAGGUUGAUUCCGAUAUCGAUUUGGGCGACGCCGAUGCAGACAGUCAGAAUCAGCACCAUCAGGGUGUUGGUGAUCUUGACAGCACUGGGACAAUCACCCCCAGUAUGCUAGCCAAAUAUCACCUACCGGACAUCAUGCUACAGCACGGACCCCUCGCCAUUCGCCAUGUCAUGGGCUACUUGACAACUUCAGUGCCCGGGUUUUCUCGAAUUCCUCCCGCUAAAGCACGACGACUAGUCGUUGCGGCAUUAGAAGGUCGGGGAAGUGAUGAGAAAAGUGGCGGUCCUGCAAAUGAUGUUAUCUUUGAGAAAGUUGGAUGGGGUCGUUGGGACGCACGACGUCGCGGCGAACCCUCACGGGAUGCGCAACAUCAGAACCUAUCGCCACCCUCUAGCUUCUCGAACUCCUUCUCUCAGCGAGGGAUACAGAUCCCCGGGAAGAGAGGGAGUCUUCAGCCUUACGGGUCCAGCGUGACUGGCGACUCGGCUGUCUUCUCGUUUACGGAAAUGGAUUAUGCUGGACAUAUUUCGGAGCAUGAGGCGGAUAAGAUGUCACUCGAUGGGAAUGACCAGGAGUACUGUUCAUCUUCCGAGGCUCCAGAAGAUGAGAUUCAGGAUGAGGACUGGGGCGAAGAAGAUGUCACCGACGAAGAGGAUUGGGCACAAAUAGGUGCUGCAGCGCUUCGUGCGCGGUCCUUGAACGGCGGGGGCGGUUUCGUCCACGGACUCCAUCCAUCGCCACAACUUCGGGGUGGUGGGCCUGCAUCAUCCUCUUUGGCGAAGUCUGCGCCGCGCAAGCCUCCUAUUCAACAACUUGGCUUCUCCCUUCCAGACGGUAUGGUAGGCAAUACCGAGGAGCGUGCCGCGGUGGAGGCGCUUUUGCGUCUCGGAUCCAUGUAAUGUUAUAUCUUGGACAAAGGACCCGGCUCAGAUUAUGCCCGUUGCGUUUUAUAUCUUGGAGCUUCAUGGCCGGUCCUUGGCUCAAGCAUGUUUUUUCUUUGUUUUCUUCACGUUCUACGACUCACCUUUGAAAGGGAUGUGCCAGCUAACUCGACUGGUUCGAGGUGUUGGCUAUGAUGCAUUGGGACUUGGAUUGAACUGGCGUUCUCAUGGUAUUUUCUCUUGCAGCCGAGACCGCUGCAAGUUAUUGCAUUAUGCCUUAAUGGCUGUCUUUCCUUUUUUUCCUUCUUCGCAUUCCCUUAUUUGUUUGUGGGUUCUGCAGUGACUUCGAUAAAUAUCCUGCUACCCUGUACUCCUCAUUGCAUAUGCCCGGAUAAUAGGGCAGUCAUCUCUACUCUCUACUUUGCAUUAUAACAUACCGAGAGUUGUAUCAUCUCGAUCAUCGUCCAUAUGAUUUUUUUGGCCGACACAGAAAUUAUUGACGGCAUUAUUGACGACCGGAGACAGAAUCUGCGGUUGUGGAAAUACGAUCUUAUAUAGAACUAAUCAACGUUUGCCUUCAACGGCGACAAGACAUAUAAUAGAAGCAUACAUACUCAUUAUUCCUAAGAUUGAGAAUGGGCCCAU
This is a messenger RNA of Aspergillus pseudonomiae, 2460 nucleotides long. RefSeq lists its product as uncharacterized. Gene Ontology annotation, molecular function: sequence-specific DNA binding. Lineage: Eukaryota; Fungi; Ascomycota; Eurotiomycetes; Eurotiales; Aspergillaceae. The record is from RefSeq and is a predicted model, not a curated record. Gene Ontology annotation, cellular component: nucleus. Bases 703 to 1833 code for a protein of 376 amino acids. Gene Ontology annotation, biological process: positive regulation of transcription from RNA polymerase II promoter by glucose. The transcript has a single exon.